Molecule: messenger RNA, 1312 nt
Organism: Lotus japonicus
Lineage: Eukaryota; Viridiplantae; Streptophyta; Magnoliopsida; Fabales; Fabaceae
Product: magnesium transporter MRS2-I-like
Exons: 11
Coding region: 3-1091 (362 amino acids)
Biological process (GO): magnesium ion transport
Molecular function (GO): magnesium ion transmembrane transporter activity
Source: RefSeq, a predicted model, not a curated record
CCAUGGCAGAGACGAAAUCGUUAGUGCGGAAGACAAGCAUAUCUCCAACGAGUACAUGGAUUAAGUUGGAUGCUACUGGACAUAGUUCCUUACUCAACAUGGACAAGUAUGACAUCAUUCAUCGGUUAAAGAUUCAUGCUCGAGAUCUCCGGAUUCUCGAUCCUAUUCUCUCUUAUCCCUCUACCAUUCUUGGCAGAGAAAAGGCUAUUGUUCUUAACUUGGAGCAUAUCAAGGCAAUCAUCACUGCUGAAGAGGUGUUUUUGCUAGAUCCAGCGGAUGAAAAUGUGGUACCUGUUGUUGAGGAGCUACAAAGGAGGUUAUCUGCCAUUGAUACAAAUCAAGGAGAUGAUUAUGAUAUUGAAAUAGAUGAAAACAAUGAGUCACCCUUUGAGUUUCGGGCACUAGAGGCACUGUUAGAAGUAGUUUGUAGCUACCUUGCCGCACGUACAAAAGAAUUAGAGAUGGCUACCUAUCCUGCACUAGAUGAACUUACCACCAAGAUUACUAGUCGUAAUUUGGACAAAGUUCGUAAAUUGAAGAGUGCUAUGACGAGGCUAACCGCUAGGGUUCAAAAGGUAAGAGAUGAACUUGAACAAUUAAUAUAUGAUGAUGACAACAUGGCUGACCUAUACUUAUCGAGAAAGUCGUCAAAGUUAUUAAGUCCAUUAGAUGUUUCCAGUUGGUUUGUUACAUCCCCUACCAGAGGAUCUAAACUAUCAAAUGGAGAUGAAAACGAUGUGGAGGAGCUAGAAAUGUUAUUAGAGGCUUAUUUUAUGGACAUUGAUCACACAUUCAACAAAUUGACAACGCUGCGAGGGUACGUCGAUGAUACUGAAGAUUAUAUCAAUAUCCAGAUUGACAACCAUCGAAACCAAUUAAUUCAGUUAGAGCUAUUUCUUAACGCGAUUGAACUUUCUUUGGCCUUUUAUUCAUUGGUGACUGGAAUACUUUCCAUGAAUUUUCCACUUUCUUGGAAUAAAAAUCAUGGUUACUUAUUCAAAUGGGUGGUCCUUUUUACAGCAAUUUUAUCCGCUAUUAUGUUUCUCGCGAUAAUUACCUCUCCUAGAAAAAAGGGGUUGGUAGGAUCAUGAUAUAUGGUUAAUCAAUUAGCUCGAGAGAAAGUGCAAAGUAUGGAAUCAUGAAUCAAAAAUAUAGUGUGUGACGACUUAUAUUAAUUGUAGAGAUUUUAAUCAAAUUUGAUUCUUGAUUUUCUUGAGUUGUUGAUGUGUUAUUAGCAAUUUAUGUUGAAAAGAUUUUGUAAGAGACAAAUUUCCAUGACUUCUAGAGUUGGCAUCCAACAAACUUGCUUGGA